CGUCCUUAAUCUCAUAUACACUAUUUUCAGGGUGAAUGCAUUAGACUCUGUCUCAAAAUAUCUUACUUUGAAUUACAAAAAAUACGAAAUUAAUAAGUCAAAUGUAAGACUCCUCCUUCAUGAGCUCCACCUCUUUCCGGACAUAACAAAGAAUCUAUUCAUAACAUAAGUCAACAAAAUGUCAUUUUCAACUUCUUGUCAUCUAUGCAUUGCCACACAAAGACACAAAGAGACAUACGUGUCUUAUGGCAUAUACGAGAUGGUGAGAGAUGGGAUCUUUUACUGUCUUUUAGUUGUGGAUAAGGAAUCUGCAAAAACCAAUGCUUCCUUUUUUUUCAUUAAAAGAAAAAACUAAUAAGUAUAUAUAAAAUAUAGAAUGUGGGAAUAGAGAGAAAAUUACUGCACUUAUCGGAUAUUAAUGUUUGAUGGCUCCGGCGAGUCCAAGAGUAGUGGUGAAGGUGGAUUUGAAGAAGAAACCAUGGCAACAGAAUCAGCCACUGCAUAAUAGAUGGCAUCCUGAGAUACCAUCAGUUGCUGAGGUCAUGGCUGGUGAGUUCUUUAGGGUGGAAAUGGUUGAUUGGACGGGAGGUGCAGUGAAAGAUGAUGAUUCUGCUGGCGAUAUUAAGAGCAUAGACCUUUCUACUGUUCAUUACCUGAGUGGACCGAUCAAAGUUGUGGAUGAGGAAGGUGUUGCAGCCAAGACCGGUGAUCUUCUUGCUGUUGACAUAUGCAACUUGGGUCCUCUUCCAGGAAAUGAAUGGGGCUUCACUGGUUCGUUUGAUAGAGAGAAUGGCGGCGGGUUCUUGACUGACCAUUUCCCUUGUGCAACCAAAGCUAUUUGGUACUUUGAAGGGAUUUAUGCCUACUCUCCUCAAAUUCCUGGAGUACGGUUUCCAGGUUUGACACAUCCAGGAAUCAUUGGCACUGCACCAUCAAAAGAACUCCUGAGAAUUUGGAAUGAAAGGGAAAGACAUUUAGAAGAAAGUGGUCUCAAAUCCCUAUCACUAUGCGAGGUUGUGCAUCAGCGGCCACUGGCAAACCUACCAACAAGUAAAGGAUGCCUCCUCGGGAAUAUUGAAGAGGGAACACCAGAAUGGGAAAGGAUUUCAAAGGAGGCUGCAAGGACAAUACCAGGAAGAGAAAACGGAGGAAACUGUGACAUAAAGAACCUAAGCAGAGGCUCUAAAAUAUAUCUUCCAGUGUUUGUAGAAGGGGCUAAUCUAAGCACUGGUGACAUGCAUUUCUCACAAGGUGAUGGUGAGAUCUCAUUCUGCGGAGCCAUUGAGAUGAGUGGAUUUCUAGAACUCAAGUGUGAAAUCAUAAGAAACGGGAUGCAAGAAUACCUUACACCAAUGGGACCAACCCCUCUCCAUGUAAACCCAAUCUUUGAGAUAGGGCCAGUGGAACCGAGAUUCUCAGAGUGGCUGGUCUUUGAGGGUAUCAGUGUCGAUGAGAGCGGGAAACAACACUACCUAGAUGCAACAGUUGCUUACAAACGAGCAGUUCUCAACGCUAUAGAUUAUCUCUCCAAAUUUGGUUACUCAAAAGAACAGGUAUACCUAUUACUCUCAUGCUGUCCGUGCGAAGGAAGAAUAUCUGGGAUAGUCGAUGCUCCAAAUGCCGUUGCUACGCUUGCAAUACCCACUGCCAUCUUUGAUCAGGAUAUUCGGCCAAAGACUCGAAAAGUUCCAGCAGGACCUCGCAUAGUGAAGAAGAAACCAGAUGUUCUGAAGAGCACAUACGAUGGAAAACUUCCAAUUACAAAGAAUCCAACUUCUUUUUUUCAUCUUAGCUUCUACAAAGAGAAAUUACAUCUAGAAACUAAUAACUAAUCUGUAUUAAUCAAGCAUAUGCUCUGAAUAAUAAUAAUUAAAAAAAAAAAAACCAUAACUUUGGUAUAAUAAA
Molecule: messenger RNA, 1905 nt
Organism: Camelina sativa (false flax)
Lineage: Eukaryota; Viridiplantae; Streptophyta; Magnoliopsida; Brassicales; Brassicaceae
Source: RefSeq, a predicted model, not a curated record